AUGUCUGCCCCCAAAGCCGGUCGCCAGUCCCCCGACCCCGAGCGUCAGACCGACGCCCAGCUGAAGGGUGCGGCCGCUGCUCACCUUGGUGCCGGCCCUGAGCAGGGUUCGAAGCAGGCUUCUGAGCAGGACAAGAGCGGCCUUACAUCCAACCCGGUUCAUAUCCUCGCGAAGCACGCCGAGGAGACGACUAGCAAGAAAUAA
Lasiodiplodia theobromae is the source of this 204-nucleotide messenger RNA. RefSeq names its product Metallo-dependent phosphatase. NCBI's taxonomy places the organism in Eukaryota, Fungi, Ascomycota, Dothideomycetes, Botryosphaeriales, Botryosphaeriaceae. The record is from RefSeq and is a predicted model, not a curated record. The transcript has a single exon. Bases 1 to 204 code for a protein of 67 amino acids.